UAAUAUUUCGUCCUCUUAACGUUACGCUCGGGAUGUAAUCUACAAAGAGGAGUAGCCCGGUAGGAUCUUGUUAUUUGACUCUUUGGAAGAGCGGAUGAAUGUAUAUUUUUUCCUAUUCAAGUAGGAUAUUGCAUUUUAUUAGCAGAUAACGGUCUACUAUUUUGGUCUACUUUUUAAGCAGUGCACCGUGGGCAGCAUUUGAUACUUGGCUACUCAACAUAUUGCAACAAAAUAAAUGAAAUUUCCCUGUGGAAUCUUUUUGGAUAGGUUCAUUGCGAACCAUAAACAGAAAUGGCUAUGUCAAGUAUGGUGUUUUCUGACGUGGAAAGUUUUCUCGACAAACACCCCGAGUUAUUCGAAGACUAUCUGAACAGAAAAGGGAAAUACAGCAUGGUUGAAAAGUGGCUUAAAAAUCAUCAAGCAAGUAAAACUCCUGCGAAUGUCACAACGGAGCCAGAGAAACACAUUGCUUGUAAAGAUAGCUGGGCCAGCAAAGGAGAUGGCUUACACAGGCGAGCUUCGCAAAAAGAGCUUCGAAAAACUUUUGCCAGGUCGAAAGCUAUCAAUGCCAACAGGACAUAUGAUGAACAUUGCAAUUCAAGAGCACAGGAACCUUUGACAAGUAUGAGGAGACGGGCUUUACUUCGAAAAGCCAGUUCCUUACCUCCGACAACCGCUCACAUCCUGAGCGCCCUGCUAGAAUCACGCGUCAACAUCCCUCAGUAUCCCUCAACAGCCAUAGACUUCAAAUAUUAUCUGAAGGAACAUAAUGAAAGGGAGUUCUUCCUGGAGUUAGUGAAAGACAUAUCGAAUGACUUGGAUUUAACCAGCCUCAGUUACAAAGUCCUUGUAUUUGUGUGCAUCAUGGUCGAUGCUGACCGUUGUUCCCUAUUCCUGGUUGAGGGCUCAGCGAACAAGAAGACUCUUGUCUCAAAAUUCUUUGAUGUGCAUGCAGGGACCACCGUGUUGCCAUCUUUCAAUAAUUCAGAUGAAGUUCAGGUUCCUUGGGGAAAGGGGAUUAUUGGAUAUGUUGCAGAACAUGGUGAAACCGUGAAUAUACCAGAUGCAUAUCAGGAUCAUCGUUUCAGUGAUGAGAUUGACAAGCUCACUGGAUACAAGACCAAGUCACUAUUGUGUAUGCCCAUACAAAACAGCGAUGGGGAGAUCAUUGGUGUGGCUCAGGCUAUCAACAAGAGUCCUGGUGGAGCUCUCUUUACAGAGGAUGAUGAGAAGGUGCUGCAGAUGUACCUGCCCUUCUGUGGAAUCGCCAUCUCCAACGCCCAGCUCUUCGCAGCCUCCAGGAAGGAGUAUGACCGCAGCAGGGCUCUGCUGGAGGUGGUCAAUGACCUGUUUGAGGAGCAGACGGACCUGGAGAAGAUCGUGAGGAAGAUCAUGCACCGGGCCCAGACGCUGCUCAAGUGCGAGCGCUGCUCGGUGCAGCUGCUGGAGGACAUUGAGUCUCCUGUGGUGAAGUUCACAAAGUCGUUUGAGCUACUGUCACCCAAAUGCAGCGCAGACACAGAGAUGAGCUUCAAGGACAGCAUGGAGAAGUCCUCCUACUCCGACUGGCUAAUAAACAACAGCAUCGCUGAGCUGGUGGCCUCCACUGGCCUCCCUGUCAACAUCAGCGACGCCUAUCAGGACCCCCGCUUUGAUGCAGAGGCAGAUCAAUUCUCUGGCUUCCACAUUCGCUCCGUUCUUUGUGUGCCAAUAUGGAACAGCAACCAUCAAAUAAUUGGUGUUGCUCAGGUGCUGAACAGGCUGGAUGGAAAGCCCUUUGAUGAUGCGGACCAGAGACUGUUUGAGGCCUUUGUCAUCUUCUGCGGCCUCGGCAUCAACAACACCAUCAUGUAUGACCAAGUGAAGAAGUCGUGGGCCAAGCAGUCCGUGGCCCUGGAUGUAUUGUCAUACCAUGCCACCUGUUCCAAGACCGAGGUUGACAAAUUUAAGGCUGCAAACAUUCCUCUAGUCUGUGAACUGGGCAUAGAUAAGCUGUCCUUUGAUGACUUCUCUCUGGAUGUGGACGCCAUGAUCACUGCGGCGCUCCGUAUGUUUAUGGAGCUGGGCAUGGUGCAGAAGUUUAAGAUUGAUUAUGAGACGCUCUGCCGAUGGUUGCUGACUGUAAGGAAGAACUAUCGCAUGGUCACCUAUCACAACUGGAGACACGCCUUCAAUGUCUGCCAGUGCAUGUUUGCUAUGCUGACGACUGCGGGAUUCCAGGAGACGCUCACAGAGGUGGAGAUCCUGGCUCUGAUCGUCGGCUGCAUCUGCCACGACCUGGACCACCGGGGCACCAACAACGCAUUCCAGGCUAAGACCGGCUCUGCCCUGUCUCUGCUGUACGGCACGUCUGCCACUCUGGAGCACCACCACUUUAACCACGCCGUCAUGAUCCUGCAGAGCGAAGGGCACAACAUCUUCUCUAACCUGUCCUCCAGUGAAUACAGCGACCUCAUGCAGCUGCUGAAGCAGUCCAUCCUGGCUACUGACCUCACCCUCUAUUUUGAGAACAGGAACAUAUUCUUUGAGCUGGUCAACAAAGGGGAGUACAACUGGAAUGUGAAAGGCCACAGAGAUAUGUGCAGGUCCAUGUUGAUGACGGCGUGUGACCUGGGUGCGGUCACUAAACCCUGGGACAUAUCUCGGCAGGUGGCCGAGCUGGUGACCAGUGAGUUCUUUGACCAGGGAGACCGAGAGAGAUCAGAACUGAAGCUCACACCAUCGGCGAUCUUUGACAGGAACCGCAAGGACGAGCUGCCGGGGCUGCAGCUUGAGUGGAUCGAUGGCAUCUGUGCCCCGCUGUAUGAGACUCUGGUGAAGCUGAACCCCAAGCUGCAGUCCAUGGUGGAGCUGAUCGGGGCCAACCGGGCCCGCUGGGAGGAGCUGCACUGCCUGAGGCAGCUGAGCCAGGAGGGCGCCAAACCUCCGGACUGCUGCGCCGACGCGGACGACACCCCCUCCUCUGGCUGCGGCUGCGCAGGGGAGCGUAAGAUGAGCUCUGGCGCCGCGCCCUGUGGGGAGUCCUCCGAGCCUGCCAGCUAGCUGCCGCUGUCGCCGUCGCCGUCGCCGCGCCCCCACUGAAGGUGGUCUGUGGUCCUGGCGGGGGGGAUUGCGCCUCCUCCACCUUUUCCGCUUGUUUGCAGUCUGCAGCAUACCGGGUGCUGUGCAUGCAGAGGGCUAUUUCUUGAGCGCUGCCCCUGUGCUUCGCGUGGCCGCCGCUGGAGUAUGGGAGAUGACCUUUGACCCGAGGGGCCCCUAAACCCAGAGGUCAGCUGUGGGCGAUUUGGAGGGCAACUGAAGCCACAGACAACUGCACGUUUACCUUGCAGCAAUCGCUGACAAUAUUUAAAUGGAAGGCAUUGUGAACAUAAUCAGCUGAAGACCAGAAAACUACAUGAUGUUUGUGGGCCAGCAUUUCUGUGCACUGCAGGUUGCCAAGAUAAAUUGAAAAGACAGAACAGAGCAUAACCACUAUUUUAUCUAUGUGUUGCCAGGAGGGACUCUAAGCAUACUGUUACAGCAUAAUGUACCACUGUCGCUAUCUGUUUAUCUGAAUAUCCUCAGACUACUGACUAUUGUUUUUUUUUUUUUUUUUUUGAAGGGACUGAGGGUGAUUUUUGUAUUUUCUACUGUACAUAUGUUUUUUUUCCUGGAAUGAAAUAUGCAAGUGCUGUUUAUGACAUGGGUACUGGCUUGGAUAUUCCUGUCGGUGUGAUUACUAAAGGAUCAGGGCUUUGUGGGACCACUAAGCCAAUGGCAAUGCUUGCAAUGCAAAUCUGAUAUGCUUUCUCUCUGUGCCUUGUUUGGGAGCCCUUAUGAAAAAUGCAUGGCAUCUUCACACCAACUUCAUAAUUGUCUUAAAAAUAGGUGGUGGACCAUGGAGGCUUUUGUCUACUGCAUAGGAGCCGGCCACCGUGGCGUCUUGAAGCCCCUCCUCCCCCUCUGGCUUAGAACACGCUCUUCGUGCGUUGCUUUUUGUCAUUGUUAUUAGAGCUCUCUUUCACUGGGGGAGCUAUCACACUGGAGCAUUUGAUUUCACGGCUACACAGAUUUAUCCACCGAUCGCUUUUGUUUUGCUUUUCCUAUGAAAUUAAUCAUGUUCAAAUAUAACAGAAUAGCAGGUGAUUAUUUAUGUGUGAGUGUAUAUAAAUAUAUAUUUAUAUAUGUAUUGAUUGCAGUUGUUCAUACAAUUAUGUACAGCUUUGCCAGCAACACUCCAAGUGACUUACAGCAAAUGGAUUGUGCCUUUGUCAGCCCUCUCUAUAUAGACACAGCAGUGAAACUUUUCCAGCACACACUUUGCCAAGUAACUCACACAUUAAGUGAUUAAUGAUGAGUUUGUCAGUGAUCCGUCUUGACUUUACAAAGUCCUGACAUCAAAAUGACCCAAACGUCCAGGGGAGACAACUAAUUGUCUGGUUUAUAAGGUAAAAUCUGUUAAUGACCUCAGCCUAUGUUGUACUACAAAACCCACUCCUAUGAGUAUUACUUCUCACAUGCAGACGUAAAUACUAAAUACACGUUAUUCAACACUGUAUAGGCAGAAGCCAGUGAUGGAGAAAAGCGAGAGCACUACAGUGCAAUUUCCAUACAUAAACAACCAUGUAAAUUGAAUGGUCAAAAUGUCAGGCUUGGAUUUGUGGCCUAGGUUCCAUGAAAUCCGCAGGAACUCAAUAGGGACUCUAAGCGACUCUCUGAGGUUGUAAAGUUGUGGGUGCUUCCUCUUCCCCCGCACUUAGUGUCGCGUCGCUCUCAUCCCCAUAUCUGUCAGAGCCAGCUGCAAACCCAUCACUGUGCUGUAUGGUGGUGGUGUAAAACACUUUAAAUCAAGCCGAGACACCAAUUGUCUUUCCAUACAGAUGAUAUGAACACCAAUAUUUCCUCAGAAGAAAGGGGAAAUAAAGAUAAAUGGCGAUGCCCAUAUCCAUAUGGCCAUAUUAAGAUAAUCCCUUCAGUGCUCCAGGGUGAUACUGAUAGGUAGGUAAUGUGGUUAUCUAAGAAAUAGCACAGUUAUGACUCACUCCGCUGUGGACACUAACAGAUGUAGCAGCUCAAAGCAUCUGACGUUUCAAGACUGCAUCUAUUACCAUUUACUGCAGAGGUUCCCUCCCACAUCUCCUUCAUACCAAAUGAUUGCCACCAGGAGGAUCAUUCCAGUAGAUUGCCAGUGAAGACAUAGACUUUCCCAUUGUCCUGAAGGAACCAUUGUGAAUAAGUUGUUCUGAGAUAUUUACAUCUGUUCAACACUGUUAAAGUCACUCUCCUCUCACAAACUACCAGCUGUUCGUGUUACACAAACGUUACUUGCUUCUAACCUGUUAGCAUUCAUUUUAAGAUCUAUUUUGAUGUUUUAUUGAGUCCUUCUGAAUUGUGUUGUAGCAUUGUGAAUUGGAGUCAAUACGUUGCUGUGCUCCUUGCGUGGCAUGGAUCUUCGUGCUCUUCAGGUUAAUCUAAAAGGCUAAUUGAUUCUGGGGAACAAUUUUAAUUGCAUGACGUUUUUGAACAAAUGCUGUACAUGUAGCACAUUAAGAAGACACACCAGUGAUUACCUCUAAAUAUGGCAUUAAUUAGUGACAUAGUGACUACAUCUUUUUCCUCAUUUGAAUUGAACUGCAUGGGUUACUGUAGUGCAUUGUGGUGGGCGAAGCUUAUUCACUCACAGGUUGAAUCGUACACCUUCAGUUUUAAAUGUGACCAAGCGUUAGAAAAGGACAUGUAUUUUUUGUAUUUUGGACAUUUAGCUGGUAUUUUCCUACAUCUGCCAUCUGUGUUCUUUUCUGGUGAUAUUGAGGAGAGGUCAAUGGAAAAGGCUUUUCAAAGGCAUGUUACUGGGGAAAUGUGCAAUGUUUGUUUGAUAUGAAUA
Messenger RNA from Alosa sapidissima (American shad), 5863 nucleotides. RefSeq names its product phosphodiesterase 11a (gene pde11a). Gene Ontology annotation, molecular function: 3',5'-cyclic-nucleotide phosphodiesterase activity; protein binding. The record is from RefSeq and is a predicted model, not a curated record. Bases 292 to 3042 code for a protein of 916 amino acids. The transcript has 20 exons. Gene Ontology annotation, biological process: signal transduction. NCBI's taxonomy places the organism in Eukaryota, Metazoa, Chordata, Actinopteri, Clupeiformes, Clupeidae.